AUGAACGAGCCGAGCAUCUCGGGCGUCUCCCAACAUCAGAAUUAUAGAUUGCUGAGUGCACAGCGUAACGGCGAGGUCGAGGUGUCUCGCGACCAGGUCGUCUUCCACCCCACUUAUGCCUACGGUACCUCCGGCGUUCGGGGCAACAAAAAGUUGAUAAGGGGAUGCGUGGCAUACUGGGAGAUUAUCGUCGCCGGGAAGUUGUACGGCACCUCCGUCAUGUUCGGCAUCGGUACUUCGAAGGUUAAGACAAAACUAGAAUGGAUGUUUGCGGAUCUGCUAGGAUCAGACACCGAGUCGUACGGACUCAACCACCAAGCCAUUGCCCAGCAUAAUGGCCUGAUGGUCAGGGCGGCCAGGACACCCAUGCCGGAGGACAAUUGCGUAGUCGGUAUGCUAUUCGACGGCCGUGACGGGACCCUCUCGUACUUUGUGAACGGACAAUUCCUGUGUACACCAUUUACCUGUAUCGACAUGACGAAGGAGUACUAUCCAAUGAUCUCUAGCACCGCGCAGCAAUCGAGGUUUAUCGUCCAGGCCCAAAAAUCGUUGUAUCCGAUCGACACGCUGGAGGUGAUGGCGACAAAGAGGGUCUCCCACCUCCUCCUCGACGACUCGGCCGACAAUCUACCCCUUCCCACCGCCCAGAAAAAUGCCGUCGACGCCGCGAAGCAACGCCGUGAUGAAUUGCGCGUCCAGGGCCAACAUCUGGCCCAGUGGACGGCGCAUCGUCUCGUACUCCCCGACGACGUCUUCAGGACUGUGCUGGAAAAAGUUAGACUAGCCGCGCAGGCACAGCAACAGCCGCGUCUCUACAAUCACGUCAAUUGUCGA
Molecule: messenger RNA, 834 nt
Organism: Mesorhabditis spiculigera
Lineage: Eukaryota; Metazoa; Nematoda; Chromadorea; Rhabditida; Rhabditidae
Source: the annotation of a GenBank genome assembly